Molecule: messenger RNA, 1707 nt
Organism: Camelina sativa (false flax)
Lineage: Eukaryota; Viridiplantae; Streptophyta; Magnoliopsida; Brassicales; Brassicaceae
Cellular component (GO): endoplasmic reticulum
Source: RefSeq, a predicted model, not a curated record
AAAAUGAGAGAGAUGUAGAUAUAAUAAGAAGAAGAGAAGAGAAAUCUUAUUAUCUCUCUAAGUUUUCUAUCUAGUUUCCCUUUAACUUCUCUCUAAAGUCCAUACAACUCAUUCUCUAGAUCUCUUCUCUUUUGAUCUUUCUCAUAAUAAUCAUGUUAUUACCUCCAAGCUUAUGAUAUAGUUCACAAUAGGUUAGUUAAAACUUCAACAAUGAUGAUUUGUUAAAAUUAUUAUGGUUUCAGAGAAAGAGCGUUCGGCCUGAUUAGUCAAUAAAGGAUAGGGUAGAUCCGUAGAUAGAGAGAAAAGUCUAUUAAGAACACAACGAAUCAAAUUGUAGCCCAUUAGUUACAUAAAUGGGCUUGAUCUCCUUUGAAUAGAUCGACUUGAUGAUUUCUGAAAUUUCUGUAAAAAAAUCAAACAUGUUGUCGUCGUCGUCAUCAUCUUCCACUCGAUGCAGAUCGUUCUUCGUCUUCCCAAUUCUCUUCGCCGUCGUCCUACUUCCGGCUCUCUCCUCCGCCGAUAAGCGCCACGUUAUCAGCUUCCGAUCGCCGGGACUCUACCCGGAGGGAUUAACCUGGGAUCCAAGGGAGCAGCACUUUCUGGUUGGUUCGCUCCACAGCCGCACUAUUCAUUCCGUCUCCGACGCUGGAGUCAUCGAAACUCUUAUUUCCGAUCCCGAUCUACCGGAGAACGCUACUAUCCUUGGUCUCGCCGUUGACUCUACUAAUCGCCGUCUGCUUGCCUGCAUCCACAGUUUGCAGCCUCACCUUCCCUUCAGUGCCCUAGCCGCCUACGAUCUCCGCAGCGGAGGCCGUCGCAUCUUCCUCUCUCCUCUCCCUUCGCUUUCCGGAGACGACGAAGACAUCGCCAGAGAUGUCGCCAAUGACGUGGCGGUUGAUUACAAAGGCAACGCUUACGUCACCAACUCAGCCAAAAACUUCAUCUGGAAAGUGGAUCGCGACGGCGCAGCCUCGAUCUUCUCGAGAUCUCCGGUGUUCAAUUCGCAGCCUGUGGCGGCAGACGCUGACGAAACUUUCCGCGAUUGCGGCUUGAACGGGAUCGUGUACAUAAGCAACGGGUACCUCCUGGUCGUGCAGAGCAACACGGGGAAGGUGUUCAAAGUGGACGAAGAGAGCGGGACGGCGAGGCUGGUGUUGCUGAACAGAGAUCUGAUUGCGGCGGAUGGGGUGGCUAGGAGAAAGAGGGACGGCACGAUCAUGGUGGUGUCGCAGAAGAAGCUUUGGUUACUAAAGAGCCAAGACAGCUGGAGCGAAGGAGUGGUUUAUGACGAAAUUGACCUCGACGUGGAAGGGUUUCCGACGGCGGUGACUGUGGCGGGGAGGGAUAGGAUAUAUGUCUUGUAUGGGAAAGUGAUGGAAGGGAUAAUGAAAAGUUACAAAGGAGAAGGAGUGAGGGAAUGGUUUGGGAUAGAAGAGGUUUGGUCGGACAAGGAAGGUGGGGAAGAUAAGGUUUGGUUGUAUGUGUUGAUCGGCUUUGGUUUUGCUUACUUUUGUUUCUGGAGGUUUCAGAUGAAGAAUCUCAUCACAAACAUGGACAAAAAGAUCACCUAGUCUUGUUUCUUCUAUUUUUUAUCUUCUGUCAUCAUCUUAACACGUUUUGUAAUAAUAGGAAACCUAUAGCACAGAACAGCAUGUAGUGUCAUUUACUCAAUUGGGAUGUUGGAAUGAAAAGCUUUUGAUUCUCACA